Molecule: messenger RNA, 831 nt
Organism: Pleurotus ostreatus (oyster mushroom)
Lineage: Eukaryota; Fungi; Basidiomycota; Agaricomycetes; Agaricales; Pleurotaceae
Exons: 4
Coding region: 1-831 (276 amino acids)
Biological process (GO): protein phosphorylation; signal transduction
Cellular component (GO): cytoplasm
Molecular function (GO): protein kinase activity; ATP binding
Source: RefSeq, a predicted model, not a curated record
AUGUCACUGUCGAAGCUCUUCGGGAAGCAGGACGGUAGCCCGACGUUGAAAGACCGCAUAAAAAAUGGCGAGUUAGGCCGUUUUGCAGGACCAAUUACCCUCGGAGGUCAUAUUUCACAACACAAGGAUCGCCAUGCAGAUCUUUUCAAGGGCACACUUAAUACAUCCCUCUCCUCCUGGAAGGCCUCUCAACAGACGGUUAUCAUAAAAACAUACAAUGUAGACAACAACAAUACCUUAGAACGGGUCAUCAAAGUGUGUACUGGCUUGCUGGACUUUCGGAGAAACGGCGCUCAUCGUCGAUGCUCGCAGCGGAUUAAGCGUGAAGCAGAUCUAUGGAAAUCACUGAAACAUCCGAAUAUUGCAGAGUUCCUAGGGGUUUGCUAUCACAAGAGCUUUGAUGCAGCUGGUAUAGUCUCGCCGUGGUACUCGAAUGGGACACUAUCGGUGUUCCUCAAAAACAAUCCGGACAUUGAUAAGUUGGGAAUGGCGAGCGUCUAUGGGAUAGCAAGCGGCCUGGAUUACCUACACCGAUUGACCAUCGUCCACGGCGAUCUAAAUCCCGAACACAGUAUCAUGGUCCUUGACAACGGCCAGCCGGCUCUGGUCGAUUUUGGUCGCUCGAAGAAUUUGAGCAGAUCAGGUUAUACUACCAAAGCUUCAUCAACGUCCGACUUAUACAGAGCGCCGGAGCUUGUUGACGAGUAUGGCAUCGAGGGAUCAAACUCUCCGUAUACCACCCAACAAGAUGUCUACUCGUUUGGGAUGACAAUGCUUUUUGUGGGUGUGGUCUCCGUCCUCGGGUAUUCGAGUUGUGGUGCUGAUAAUUGA